Molecule: messenger RNA, 4239 nt
Organism: Polypterus senegalus (gray bichir)
Lineage: Eukaryota; Metazoa; Chordata; Cladistia; Polypteriformes; Polypteridae
Gene: derl1
Product: derlin 1
Exons: 8
Coding region: 252-1016 (254 amino acids)
Biological process (GO): endoplasmic reticulum unfolded protein response
Cellular component (GO): Hrd1p ubiquitin ligase ERAD-L complex; endoplasmic reticulum membrane
Molecular function (GO): misfolded protein binding; ubiquitin-specific protease binding
Source: RefSeq, a predicted model, not a curated record
GUCGCUUUUUUUUUCCUCCCCUCACAAGCAGUCGCAGAGAGGAAGUUCGCGUGUAUGCAGAGGAAACAAGUCGGGGACGUCCACGUCAGGCAACUCACUUUCACGUUACAGUACCAGUCAUUUCAUGGAGGUUAGAACGAGUUGUUAAAGUGAAGAGUUCGCAAUUGGAGAGGUAACUUUGGAUUGUGCUCGUCUUUGGAAGCUGACAAAACUGCAAAGGAAAAUCCACGAGUGACACUUUUACAGUGAAGAUGUCAGAUAUUGGCGAUUGGUUUAAGAGCAUCCCGUUCAUCACUCGAUACUGGUUUGCUGGGUCAAUUAUUGUUCCUCUGAUUGGAAAACUUGGACUAAUCAGUCCGGUGAAUCUGGUAUUAUGGCCGGAUAACUUUCUUUACAAAUUUCAGAUCUGGCGGCCAAUCUCAUCAACACUGUACUUUCCAGUAGGCCCUGGAACAGGAUUUCUUUAUUUGGUUAAUCUCUAUUUCCUUUAUCAGUACUCUUCGAGAUUAGAAACAGGUGCUUUUGAUGGACGGCCAGCGGACUACAUGUUCAUGUUGCUCUUCAACUGGAUUUGCAUAGUCAUCACUGGUAUAAUAAUGGAUAUGCAGCUGUUGAUGAUCCCCCUUAUCAUGUCGGUCCUGUAUGUGUGGGCUCAACUGAACAGAGAUAUGGUUGUAUCAUUUUGGUUUGGCACUAGAUUUAAGGCCUGCUACUUACCUUGGGUAAUUCUUGGGUUCAACUACAUUAUUGGAGGAUCAAUUGUGAAUGAACUGAUUGGAAAUCUUGUUGGCCAUUUGUACUUCUUUUUGAUGUACAAGUACCCUAUGGAUCUGGGAGGCAGAGUGCUUUUAUCAACUCCACAGUUUCUGUAUCGUUUCUUUCCCAGCCGGCGGGGUGGAGUGUCUGGUUUUGGAGCACCUCCACCUAGCAGGAGACCAGCAGGCAAUGAGCAGGAUGCAGCUCGAGGAGGAUUCAGACAUAACUGGGGUCAGGGACAUCGACUAGGAGAUGAAUGAAGGUUUUUUUUUUUUUUUCCAUCGUAUGAGCAAGGACUUUAUACAAAAGAAAAAAACAAAAAAAAGUACUCUGUAAAUUGAUUUUUCUUUUUUUUUUUUGUCCCCCUCAGAAGGUGAGGUUUUGUGCAGGGGUUCUAUCUAGUGUCCACGUGAGGACUGUGAAGUAUUGAUAAUGAAAUAAUGAAAAUCUAGCUGCAAAUUUUGAAGCACAUUUUCUUGAUGCUGUCGAUUUGUACAGAUAAAAAUCUUAAAAUGAUAUUAUUAUUUAGACAGCCAAAUGUUGUAAUAAAAGUGCAGAAACAAAAAGGUUUCCUCAUAGGUGACUUCUGGUACGUCAACAUCUUUUUUUUUUUUUCCCUCUUUCUGUGAGCAUGCAUUUUUUUUAAGCUUAAAGACAAAAAAUUUGCAAUUACAUUUUACUGAUGUAAAGUUGGUUUACUCCCAUCUUGCAAAAAUCUUGUCUUAAAUAAGUAAUUCCACCCAAAAGUGCUAUAUUUUUAUAUAUUACUUUACUCCAUGGAGUUUGUAGUGAUGUCUAAUAUAAGGUUUUACUCACAUAAUUUUAAUGCAGAUGAUCACAUUUCUUAUACCAUAUAAAUGAAUGGUGACCAAAGUCAGACAAUAGCAAAACGUCUCAAAAUGUCCAUGGGAGGAAAAGAAAAAAAAAAAAAAAUUGCACGUUAUUUGUGUCUCAAGCACUUUGUCGUGAUCUGCUUUUGGGUCUCGGGGAUGAUGCCGGUGGGUCUUGAGUUGCUGUUGUUUAUAAUGUCAGUGUGUCGUGAGUGGGUUACGACGGGUCACUUCUCCCACGAUUGCGCUCAGAGCACUUUGCCUUGUCAAGCUCCAUUUAAGGCUCGAUUUCCCUCAAAGGGGAGCCACUCGGACGAUCAGGCUUAAGUCCCUAAGGAGGACCCUGCGAAAGACACUUAACAUGGGAAAUAGUGGGUUGUGACGCUGGCAUAAUCCAUAUGUGAAGCAGUCCUGGGCUAAACAGAUGUAUUUUUACUACAAUAUUGUUAAAAAUUGGCAUAUACUGUCAUGAACUAAACUGGAUUACGUUUAGACACACCCGAGCAUUGAAAGUGUAGACUUGCCUACCGUUGUUACAUUUCAAUUCAUAUCUACAGUUGGAGUAUCUUGCCAUUAUUUAGCAUCGGUCUGUGAAACUCGUACUUGUGCAUAUCCGAGAUGAUUCAGCAAGCAGAGGCAGAUUCUCUUCCUGAUAAUACACUGAGGUUCACUCAAAAGAGGCCUCGAAUGUUCUGUAAUAACUCAUUAGGAUGAAGAAAACUGAACGAAAACAACUUGCAAUGUGCUCCGCAGUAUAUGGACCUUUGAACAAGCCGGGAUGCCCCUGCGUCGGAGCGAUGAGGUAGGUGCCGGACAACUGUCGCGACAUCCGUUUGCAACUUCAGGAUGCAUGUCACUCGUACCCCUUCACUUAGUCACUCGACUUCUUAUCAGGAUGGUGGUGUAGAGUAUGCAGCAACGUGUCUUCAUGGUGCAAAUUUGUUGGAUCACCAAUUCAUUUAAGCGAUGUCAGAAUCGACAGGGUGAUCGUGAGUUAACGGAAGGUGACUUCCAGCAAGUUGGAGCAACGUGUCGCACAUUGGCAAGGAGCAUGGCAGAAAUCGAGUCCUCCUUUGGCAACAUGGCCAUUUCAAAGGGGACUUUGCCCACUACGGUCGGCGGAUCUGACGCCACCAGACGUCUUCCUUUGGGGUCUGCUCAAAGGAAAAGUCCACCGGAACAAGCUUCGCUUGGAAAACAUCCAACGUGAAAUUGCUGCUAUUCCACCCCGAUAGGCUUGGUGAUAUGUUCAGGAACAUGGACCGCCGCAUCAAAAUGUGUCUGGCGGAAAAUGGAAACCACUUCCAGCAUAGCAUACCAUGCCAUCGAUUCAUAUACGUCAAGGUGUGGAGCGUAUUUUGUUGGUUCAGAUUGCUUCAACCUAACGGGAGUUGCAACAGAAUAUUUGGGGCCUCUUUCGAGUGAAUCACCCUGUAUUUUUCACUCACUUUUCUUUAACUUUUAAGUUUUAGUUGCACUCUCCUCUCCUGUGAAAUGCAGUGUUAGCCAAUGACUAAACUGUUACUGGGCUGGACUCCUGACCAAUGAAUGAGGCGGAUCUACAAUGCAAGGCUAGUUUGUGUCUUCGCAUCUUCUGGUUUAGUUCACGAGAGAAGUGACUUGUUUAGCGGUAUUUUAGUGAGAAUACACGUGUUCUGUGAGCAAACGACGGGAUGACUUGACGUGUGGGUUGUGCAACUCAAGUAACGCGCGAGGUUUUCACGGGCAUUUUGAUACCAUUGACUGUUGGUCACCAUAUACGCCAAUUCUAUCGGAAACGUUCUCUCCGUUCCACGUGAAAACAUGAGAUCGAAUGUUUCUUGUAAAUAACUACAAACUAAAUAGUGUAAGUAACAUAGCAAAGUAUCAUUUUUGAGUUGAGUUUUCGUUUAAUGCUUUUUUUUUUAACAUGGAAGAACGUCUGAGAUUGAACGAUUCAAAAUCAAAAGUGCAACUUAAGCAUCGCCAAGAUGGGAAUGUAAUCUUCCAGAGUUUCUGCCGUUGCGAGGGACGUUGUUGUUUCUUCUUCUUCUUCUUUUUUGUUUUCUGUUCCUAACCAAAGGUGUCUUAUAAUGUAGAACUGAUGAUGCCUGUUGUUAAUAUAAGCAGAAGUCCCUGUAGAUUGGAAUAAUGUUGUAGUGCAAUAUUCUGUUUAUAUGUGUGAUCGGAAUCAUUCAUUAGUUUAAUUCAUUUUUGAAAUUGCCUGUCCUGUCUGAUUGUGGUGUCACAUUUUUGGCUUAAACACUUGCCAUGAAACAAAUUGGUUUUGAUAACAGAUAUGUUAACAGUUUAUAUUCUGCAGAUUAUUUCUGUCAUUUAAUAUUUUUACAGCACUGGCACCUCGCAGCCCAGCAUUGGAUAAGCAGGUUAGAGAAUAAAUGAACGAAUGAACGGACAGAUUUAUUACACGUGUCCCUCUCCUGUGCUAGACAUACUGUAUUUGUAGAGCUUUUUGGAUUCUCAGCCUGCAUAAAACACACAACUUGAUUUGUUUUUUUUUUUUUCAUAAUAAAAUGAAUCAUUUUCUACAAAUGACGUCUGUUAUACGCCCAUAACUUUGGCAGUGUGUGCAGAUUUAGUUGCACUUCUGUGCCCUCUUACUUUAUUUUCAAGCGAAUAUUUGCCAUUUGGCCGUGUGUGCUUCAUUUAUUUA